This is a messenger RNA of Peronospora matthiolae, 279 nucleotides long. The record is from the annotation of a GenBank genome assembly. Lineage: Eukaryota; Oomycota; Peronosporomycetes; Peronosporales; Peronosporaceae.
AUGGUCAAGACUGAAGAUGCAGCCAAGGCCUUCAACACUGAGCGCGAGCCAUACAAGUGCACCUACUGUGGGAAGCUGGGACACACCGUCGAUCGCUGUUGGUCCAAGCAGAAUAAUGAAAGUCGAGGAGACCGACGCGGCGGCAAUGGUCGUGGACGCGGGGCAAACAAUGUCCAGUGGGGACAAUAUCGUGAUGAAGACAGCGACUACGAUCAAUUAGCGUUUGCAGUUUCGCUAGAGUGUGGACUCUCAGCGAAGAAGGACGUGUCCGGAAUGUGA